Prosopis cineraria is the source of this 1478-nucleotide messenger RNA. Its product is annotated as signal peptide peptidase-like. NCBI's taxonomy places the organism in Eukaryota, Viridiplantae, Streptophyta, Magnoliopsida, Fabales, Fabaceae. The record is from RefSeq and is a predicted model, not a curated record. Gene Ontology annotation, cellular component: cytoplasmic side of endoplasmic reticulum membrane; lumenal side of endoplasmic reticulum membrane; membrane. Gene Ontology annotation, molecular function: aspartic endopeptidase activity, intramembrane cleaving. Gene Ontology annotation, biological process: membrane protein proteolysis. The coding region runs from base 286 to 1320 and encodes 344 amino acids. The transcript is spliced from 12 exons.
UAAUUAGCGUAGUCUUAUCGUUGAACCGCGGUCUACUUGGGCUGGGUGAAAUUGAAGUUUAAACCCUAACUCUUCAAAUUUGUCAGAAUCGUAAUCUCACUACUGGCCUUCCGAUUUGCAACGGACGUAAUUUUUUUGAGGAAUCGUGCGUCGUGGUCAAUUGCUACUGCAAUUUUCUUCUGCGAGAGGAGUUCGUACUGUUUCGGGUCGCAGGGGCCACAUUCGGAAGAUUUGGGUUCUGUAGAUCCAGGAUUUACUCCAGACCUUGACAUUUUUAGAGGGUUAAUGAUGAAAAGCACCGAGCGAAUUGCGAACUUAGCUUUGGCUGGUCUAACAUUAGCACCACUUGUUGUGAAAGUAGAUCCAAAUCUAAAUGUUGUUUUGACAGCAUGUCUCACUGUGUUUGUGGGUUGUUACCGAUCUGUCAAACCAACUCCACCUUCAGAGACAAUGUCUAAUGAACAUGCCAUGCGAUUUCCUUUUGUUGGGAGUGCAAUGUUGUUAUCGCUUUUCUUGCUAUUCAAGUUUCUAUCAAAGGACUUGGUGAAUGCUGUACUGACAUGCUACUUCUUUGUACUGGGGAUUGUUGCUCUUUCGGCAACAUUAUUACCGUCUAUAAAACGAUUUUUGCCAAAGCAUUGGAACGAGGAUACUAUUAUCUGGCAUUUUCCAUAUUUUCGCUCCUUGGAGAUUGAGUUUACAAGGUCACAUAUGGUUGCUGCAGUCCCUGGGACUUUUUUCUGUGCAUGGUAUGCUCUGAGGAAGCAUUGGCUGGCAAAUAAUAUAUUGGGUCUUGCCUUUUGUAUUCAGGGAAUUGAAAUGCUUUCUCUUGGGUCUUUCAAAACUGGUGCCAUCCUUUUGGCCGGGCUGUUUGUAUAUGACAUUUUUUGGGUUUUCUUCACCCCAGUUAUGGUCAGCGUUGCAAAAUCAUUUGAUGCUCCUAUAAAGCUUUUGUUUCCUACAUCAGAUCCUGCAAGACCAUUUUCGAUGCUUGGACUUGGUGACAUUGUAAUCCCUGGGAUUUUUGUAGCACUGGCCUUGAGGUUUGAUGUGUCUAGAGGAAAACAGCCACAGUAUUUCAAGAGUGCUUUUUUGGGAUACACUGCUGGCUUGGUGCUUACAAUUAUUGUAAUGAACUGGUUUCAGGCUGCUCAGCCUGCUCUUUUGUAUAUUGUUCCCGCUGUAAUUGGAUGUUUGGCUGCUCAUUGCAUAUGGAAUGGCGAUGUCAAACAGUUGCUUGAGUUUGAUGAGUCCAAGGCUACUGCUCAUUCGUCUGAAGAAGAAACUGAUGUUAAAGCUAGCGGCAAGAAGGUUGAAUGAAGUCGAGGCGCAUUCAAUACAUAUACUUCUCGAGUGAAAGGGAAAAGGAAAAGAAAAGAAAAGAAACUGUUAUCCAAGUUGUCUUAAAAAGCUAACUUAUUCAUCAUGACAGGUGUAAUAGAUUUUGUGAUUUAAGAAAUUAAUGUUGAUUCAGUCUA